Molecule: messenger RNA, 531 nt
Organism: Rotaria sp. Silwood1
Lineage: Eukaryota; Metazoa; Rotifera; Eurotatoria; Philodinida; Philodinidae
Source: the annotation of a GenBank genome assembly
AUGGAAUUUCCAAUCAGUCCUCAUUUUUGGUCUCUAGUUCCAAGACAUGAUUAUUUGAUUUCGCUUAAUGUGUUAUCAAAUAAUCAUGAUGAUAAUUGUCAAAAUCAACUAAAAGAUUUACUUGAUCGAGCAUCACAUCUAUCUUCAAUAUGUAUUGAUUGGCAGACUUUAUCAAAUUAUCUAAUGCAGCUUUUUCAAAGUCGACAUGUAUCCGUAUAUCAAUUGGAAUUAUUAUCCUAUGGUCAAUCCUUGAACAGGGAGCAAUGUACGACGUUAAGUAGUAUUAUACCAAGUAUUGAUUGUGAAGUUUUGAACGUCUUUGUAAUAGAUCGAACAUGCAUACUUGCUCUUGUCAAAACCAUACAGAAUCUUCGAGCAUUGAAUAUUCGAUGUGAAAAUGACAGAUGGAAUGGAUGUUCAAAAUUAAAACGGGCUGAACUCUGUGAAUGUUUGCAAGAACAGCUUUCAUCGACUUUUUUUAGUGGAAAAAUAUCUCGACAGGAUAAUAUCAUUCGAUUUUGGAUUCGUUAA